This is a messenger RNA of Balaenoptera musculus (blue whale), 2530 nucleotides long. RefSeq names its product macoilin 1 (gene MACO1). The record is from RefSeq and is a predicted model, not a curated record. Gene Ontology annotation, biological process: neuronal signal transduction. NCBI's taxonomy places the organism in Eukaryota, Metazoa, Chordata, Mammalia, Artiodactyla, Balaenopteridae. Gene Ontology annotation, cellular component: rough endoplasmic reticulum membrane.
GUUUCCGAAGGCGGAGGAAGCGCUGAGCCCACACCUCCUCGUCCCACCCCCUCCCCCCGGGUGCUGGCUCCAUGUCUGUGUGACCGGCCCCAGGGGUAGAGUCCAGGCCCGACGCGGGGCGGGCCGGCGGCGGCGGCGGCGGCUGAGGUGAGAGGCGGCGGCGGCGCGGGCACCCGGCCCCCCAGCGGGAGGAUGAAGCGGCGGAACGCCGACUGCAGUAAGCUCCGCCGCCCCCUAAAGCGGAACCGGAUCACCGAGGGCAUCUACGGCAGUACGUUUUUAUACCUGAAAUUCCUGGUAGUGUGGGCACUUGUCCUCCUGGCAGAUUUUGUCCUGGAGUUCAGAUUUGAAUACCUGUGGCCAUUUUGGCUUUUCAUCAGAAGCGUCUAUGAUUCCUUCAGAUACCAGGGACUGGCCUUCUCAGUAUUUUUUGUUUGUGUAGCAUUCACGUCAAAUAUAAUAUGUCUGCUGUUCAUCCCCAUACAAUGGCUUUUUUUUGCUGCUAGUACAUAUGUGUGGGUUCAGUACGUAUGGCACACAGAAAGGGGAGUGUGUUUGCCCACAGUAUCCCUCUGGAUACUCUUUGUUUAUAUUGAAGCAGCAAUUAGAUUUAAAGAUCUCAAAAAUUUUCAUGUAGACCUUUGUCGUCCAUUUGCUGCUCACUGUAUUGGGUACCCUGUGGUGACUUUGGGCUUUGGCUUCAAAAGUUAUGUAAGCUACAAAAUGCGGUUGAGGAAGCAAAAGGAAGUGCAAAAAGAGAACGAAUUUUACAUGCAGCUUCUUCAACAAGCCCUCCCCCCAGAGCAACAGAUGCUACAAAAGCAAGAAAAAGAGGCCGAGGAAGCAGCCAAAGGAUUACCUGAUAUGGAUUCCUCAAUCCUCAUACACCACAACGGAGGUAUCCCAGCCAAUAAAAAACUCUCCACAACUUUGCCAGAGAUAGAAUACCGAGAAAAAGGGAAAGAAAAAGACAAAGAUGCCAAAAAACACAACCUUGGAAUAAAUAACAACAAUAUUCUACAACCUGUAGACUCUAAAAUACAAGAAAUUGAGUAUAUGGAAAACCAUAUCAAUAGUAAAAGAUUAAAUAAUGAUCUCGUGGGAAGUACAGAAAAUCUCUUGAAAGAGGACUCAUGCACUGCUUCCUCAAAAAACUACAAAAACGCCAGUGGAGUUGUGAACUCCUCACCUCGAAGUCACAGCGCCACAAAUGGGAGCAUUCCUUCCUCAUCUAGUAAAAACGAGAAGAAGCAGAAAUGCCCUAGCAAGAGCCCAAGUGCACACAAGGACUUAAUGGAAAACUGUAUUCCUAAUAACCAGCUAAGCAAACCAGAUGCACUGGUAAGGCUGGAACAAGACAUUAAAAAGUUAAAGGCCGACCUGCAGGCCAGCAGGCAAGUGGAACAGGAGCUCCGCAGUCAGAUCAGCUCCCUCUCGAGCACCGAGCGAGGGAUCCGCUCAGAAAUGGGCCAGCUCCGGCAAGAGAAUGAGCUGCUGCAGAACAAGUUACAUAAUGCUGUGCAAAUGAAGCAAAAAGAUAAGCAGAAUAUCAGCCAGUUGGAGAAAAAGCUAAAAGCUGAGCAGGAAGCCCGAAGUUUUGUAGAAAAGCAGUUAAUGGAGGAGAAAAAAAGGAAGAAGUUAGAAGAAGCUACUGCUGCCCGGGCUGUUGCAUUUGCUGCUGCGUCUAGGGGAGAGUGCACCGAAACCUUACGGAAUCGGAUCAGAGAAUUAGAAGCAGAGGGCAAGAAGCUCACAAUGGACAUGAAGGUGAAAGAAGACCAGAUCAGAGAACUAGAACUGAAAGUUCAGGAGCUUCGGAAGUAUAAGGAAAAUGAGAAGGACACUGAGGUGUUAAUGUCAGCCCUCUCAGCCAUGCAAGAUAAAACGCAGCACCUGGAGAACAGCCUGAGCGCAGAGACAAGAAUCAAGCUGGACCUGUUCUCCGCACUGGGGGAUGCAAAGCGACAGCUCGAGAUUGCCCAAGGACAAAUUCUUCAGAAAGACCAGGAAAUCAAGGACCUAAAACAGAAGAUAGCCGAAGUCAUGGCCGUCAUGCCCAGCAUAACAUACAGUGCUGCCACCAGCCCCUUGAGCCCCGUUUCCCCACACUACUCUUCCAAAUUUGUGGAGACCAGCCCCUCUGGACUCGAUCCCAAUGCCUCUGUUUACCAGCCCCUGAAGAAAUGAAGGCCAGCAGUGUGUUUUGUCCAGGCUUUGGUUAUCAGAAGGCAUCGCAAAGGAGCGUCUCUGGCAGUCAAGAUUAAAAAAAGUUUAUAUUGUAUUUUGUGGGACUGUAUAUGUUGUCGUUUUUAAAAAGGGGGGAAAAGAUAACAUCCAAGUCUGAUUAGAACUGCCCACCAGUUUUUCUUGUAAGUUUUUAGAAGACCUCACAGAACUUUGCAGUUUAUUUUUCUCGGCCAAUACAUUAAAACCAUUCUUGGAUUUCAAGUAGCCAAUUUUGCCUUUUAUGUAUUCUUACAGUUUCCUCUUGAAGAAAAAAAAAAAGCAGAGUUUUUCCUUCUCAACCCUU